This is a messenger RNA of Lactuca saligna, 537 nucleotides long. Lineage: Eukaryota; Viridiplantae; Streptophyta; Magnoliopsida; Asterales; Asteraceae. The record is from the annotation of a GenBank genome assembly.
AUGCAUGAUAAACGGGUCUUUUUGGCGACUGAGAUUGAACUUGGGCAAGCUCGUGAUUUGGGUCCAAAAUUCUACGUUGGGCAAGCUUUUGAAUUGAGUCCAUUGGUGGCUGUAAAUGUCGGAGUUGUAGAUGUCAUAUGUGCCCAUGAUCUUGUUAAGUUUUUUGUACUUGAGUCGGUGCUGCCGACCCUGGAGUUUGAAAGUGAGUACCCUCGCUGUGUCAUUGCGAGCAUAGGUGGAGAGGAAUUCGAUUGUGGGCUGCUUGUAGGCGGAAUUAGGUGGUGGUGGUGGAGCGCCGACGAAGCGUCACUUUUCCGGCGACAAAAAACAACUGCACGGGAAUGCCGACGGAGGGUAAUGCCGACGUGCGGUUGGAGAAGGAAGUGGUGGGAGGCGGAAGAAACUGGGUGGAGGCGGAAGAUGUGCGCGGUGGCUUUUGGUGAUGCUUGGCUGGUAGCGCCGACCGGUGGCGUAGACAGCAGCGGCGGCGAUGUGUGUUCGGAGAAGAAAGUGGUGGGAGGCGAUGUUCGUUGCUGA